Molecule: messenger RNA, 483 nt
Organism: Zingiber officinale
Lineage: Eukaryota; Viridiplantae; Streptophyta; Magnoliopsida; Zingiberales; Zingiberaceae
Exons: 1
Coding region: 1-483 (160 amino acids)
Source: RefSeq, a predicted model, not a curated record
AUGGAGACGGAGCGCAACGUCGACACGUUCGACGAGGCGGCGCCUGCUGGCGGGGCACUCUGCUGCUGCUUCCCCUUCUCGAACUCCUCCUGGCAGCGGAUCGACGCGCCGGCGCCGGGCGCGGAUGAUCGGAGCCGGUGGGAGAGGGUGAGGGUCCUGGCGAUGAAAGUGAGGGAGUGGUCGGAGUUGGUGGCCGGGCCGAGGUGGAAGACCUUCCUACGGCGAUUCGGGCGGAACCCCAACAGGGCCAGGGCGGCGCCGCCGCCGGGGACGAUGAGGUUCGCUUACGAUCCAUUGAGCUACGCCCUCAAUUUCGACGAGGGCCACGGAGAAGACUUCGACGGCGACGAUGGGGGACCUCAGGCGGUCGGCUACCGCGGUUUCUCCGCCCGCUUGGCAACGUCUCCGGAGAAGUCCCCAGCGGGCGUCGUCGCCGGCCUCGACGCUCCGCCGCCGACUCCCUUCGUCUUCGGCGGUCAUUGA